Molecule: messenger RNA, 869 nt
Organism: Calypte anna (Anna's hummingbird)
Lineage: Eukaryota; Metazoa; Chordata; Aves; Apodiformes; Trochilidae
Product: pleckstrin homology domain-containing family A member 7-like
Exons: 4
Coding region: 122-349 (75 amino acids)
Molecular function (GO): protein binding
Source: RefSeq, a predicted model, not a curated record
GGAAGGUCUGAGCUCAGCAAGUGGUUGCUCCUGGGGGAACCGGGAGGUGCUUGGCACUUCCCGAGCCGAGCGCCGGGGCUGCUCUGCUCCCAAGCCCCCCUCCCUCCCCCCUGCCACCCCCAUGGCGGAUGACAUCGACUGGCUGGACCUGCCGGGCAGGUGGACCUACGGCGUCUGCGGGGACGGCCGCAUCUUCUUCAUCAAUGAUGAGACCAAGACUACAAGCUGGGUGCACCCUGGCACAGGCUACUCCAUCCAGAGUGGACACUUCUCCUGUGUUGGGCUGCCCCGAGGCUGGGAGGUGGACACCACGCUACACGGGGGCUUCUACUUCAUCAAACGGCAGUAAACCCGGCGAAAGCAAAGAUCUCAAGGUGCGCUGAGGGCUGGAGCGAAGCACCGGGAUUAUCCGGUCUAAUCCGUGGUAGCAGAGCCAAGGUGUCCUUGAACCAGCCCCGUCUUUGAGUCGUGCAGUCACCAGCAUCGCCGAGAGUGGGGCUGGCUGUGUGACAAACCUCCCCGGGUGGGUUGGAGCUGCCUGUCCGCAUCCUGCUCCACGGAGGGGACCGUCACCCUCGGGAGCUACUGUGUCCUCAGUGCGUUGCCUGUGAAUCCUUGCCCGGGGGGAAUGGGCUGGAGGUGUGGGGGGCUGCGAUCGGGGGGCUGCUUCCCCCCGAGUCCUCUGUGCUGUGGGCUGCUUCUGCCUUUGUGACAGCAAACACAAGGUGGCAUUGAGGCUGGCACCGCCGUGCAUACCCCGCACGUUGCUGCACACGUGUGUGCACAGCUGCAGAGGAGGGAAACGCUGCCUCUGCGAUGCUGAGCACUUUCUGCCAGCCCAUGGGGUAGCACUGCUAAUAAAAGGGCUC